Messenger RNA from Galdieria sulphuraria, 590 nucleotides. RefSeq lists its product as uncharacterized. The coding region runs from base 88 to 468 and encodes 126 amino acids. NCBI's taxonomy places the organism in Eukaryota, Rhodophyta, Bangiophyceae, Galdieriales, Galdieriaceae. The record is from RefSeq and is a predicted model, not a curated record. The transcript has 4 exons.
UAUACCUGCUGUUGCUCCAGUUAUCAAUGCAGUACGUCCUUUCCAUUGAUGUUGUAAUGGUUCCAUUGAUUCCUAAAUAAAUAAAUAAUGCGAGAUAAUAAUCAUAUAGCUGGACCUGGGUUUUCUUGUUUCUUUUCUUUUCUCACCAGUAUUUUGUUAUUUUCUAUUGCCCAACUGGGUUGGGAGUUUUUCCGUUCUACUCCUACUAGAACUGUAUUGGGAGGAGCGUUGUGUGCUCUCUUCUAUUCCUUUUGUUUGAUCGGCGUUUGUAACUUGGAAGACUGUCUCGAUUUACAACGAAUAGCAGGAUAUGGAGAAGUUUGUGUAUGUUUGUUGACGAGUUUGUUAUUAGCUGCUACGAUACAUCCAGUUUGUAUAACGACCUGUUUGUUAUUUUCUGUCAUAAGCACUUUGUGUUUACAACAAGUUGCCAAAAAUGUGUAUUUUACGAAAGAAAGAAGAAAAUAGAUAUACAAAUGUUAAAGUAUUUUCAGUGUGUUAUUCAAAAUGAGCCAAAGUAUUUAAAAAGGAUAUUCUACCAGAAGAAACUUGUGAAAACAAUAUAGUAUCUUCUACAGUAGAAUGAUGAU